This is a messenger RNA of Venturia canescens, 2091 nucleotides long. RefSeq lists its product as uncharacterized. The coding region runs from base 1 to 2091 and encodes 696 amino acids. The transcript is spliced from 8 exons. Lineage: Eukaryota; Metazoa; Arthropoda; Insecta; Hymenoptera; Ichneumonidae. The record is from RefSeq and is a predicted model, not a curated record.
AUGAGCCAAGAACAACAAGCAGCGUGGGUAGAACAACAAAAGAUUCUGGAACAACGACGUAACGAAUUAGAAGCAUUCAAGGAGAAACUUCUAGAACAGCAAGGUUUAUUACAGACUCAGCAAAAAAAUCUUGCCGAACAAUCGAAUCAUUUCGAACAACAGCAAUCUCUCGCCGAAUUUCGUAUCGGGGAAGAUUCGGACGUCUAUGAAGAGCGUUUAAACCAGUACUUCAUAGAUAAUAACGUAUCGGGCAGUCAUCGUAUUGCUGUUUUGAUAACUCUGGUGGGCCAAGAGGCUUACAAAAUUUUGAGAGACCUAUGUGAUCCAUUGUUGUCGUCGACUAAGACGUAUACCGAGCUGUGUGAAAUUUUGAAAGGACAGUUUGCGCCCAGAAUAGCUCCGUACAACGAAAGGAGGGAGUUUUUCAAUUUAACGCAGGGCGAAACAGAGUCGAAUGCUACCACUACGCUACAAGAAAUUCUGGAGGCAGCGAAAACCAAGGAGGCUUCAAUCGCUGUGUCGUCGAGAACGAGUAUGGCUGAUCUAUACAAAAUUAACACGACAGCGUCGAAAAAUCACUCGAGGAAAGACGCUUCGCAUCACGGCAAAACAACGCAAAAAUCGUCGACGCAUCGCUCCGCGGACGAGGUGUCAUCGAAUCAAGUCAAGGAGGCUCGGUCGGAAGCAUCAACACAGAAUUAUGUUGGUAUUGAAUUAAACGAGUCAAUAGAAUUCUCGGAUAUGUUAAAUCUCUCUAACGAAGCAGGGGCUGUAGAAAAACCAGAUUCGGUAGAACUAAACGUAGAGGGAAAAACAGUUUGUUUUAAAAUCGAUUCUGGAGCGGGCAAGUCAGUAAUUCCAGAGAAAUUGUAUAAGAAAUACUGGUCACACUGUGCUCUUGAAAACACGCCUGUUGGAUUGAAGAUGUAUGAUAAUAGCGUAUUGGUCCCUGUUGGUCAAAUUAAAGUCAAUAUUAAAUUCAGAGAAUUGGAUGAAAGAGGUACACUAAUAGUAGUCAAGGGAGGCGAAAAACCCUUGUUAAGUAAAGACCUCAUGAAAGUUUUGGGAUUUUAUAUCGCAUCGUUACCCAUGGCUCUUAAGAAAAAAUUAAACGAACAACUCGACAUUUUAGUCGAAAAUGGAGUAAUUUCGUUACAAAACGCGAAUGCGUGGGGUACUCCACUGGUCCCAAUUUUAAAAUCGGACGGUACCUUGAGAGUUUGUGCGGAUUAUAAGACCCCCGUAAAUCAUUUCGUCAAAGAUGUGAAAUAUCCAUUUCCCAGAAUUGAGGACAUUUUCGCGGCGUUGUGUGGGGGAGAAAGGUUCUCGAAAUUAGAUUUAUCCGCGGUGUACAACCAGUUGGAACGAACAAUGGAAAAAGUUCUGCAAGGAGCAGACGGGGUGGUAUGUUUUUUAGACGACAUUAUUGUAACCGGAACAGACCGUAAAGAACAUUUACAGAAUUUACAAGAAGUUUGUAAAAGACUGUCAGAAGUAGGAUUCAAAUUGAACGCAAAAAAGUACGCAUUUUUUCAAUCAGAAGUCCGUUAUCUUGGGCACAUAAUUAGCCAGGAAGGGUUAAAGAAAGAUCCCGAAAAAAUCGCAGCAAUUGUUAAGGUUCCCAGACAUUGGCAUGAAAGCUUUUUGACACAUUUCGAUGCCAAAUUGCCAGUAAAAUUGUCGUGUGACGCGUCGAAUACAGGAAUCGGAGCCGUGCUUUUGCACAUAUUUCCAGACGGUUCAGAAAAACCGAUCGCUUUCGCUUCGAGAAUACUCCGCAAUUCAGAAAAGAAUUAUUCUGUGAUACAUCGAGAAGCAUUAGCUAUAUAUUGGGCAGUUAACAAAUUUUUCCAAUAUUUAGUCGGAAAUGAGUUUAUUUUGUGCUCUGAUCAUAAACCGUUACAAGCAUUGUUCGGGGGAAACAAAGGUUUACCUCAACUAGCGGCAGGUAGAUUGCAACGCUGGGCUCUGUUUCUUAGUGGGCUGAAAUAUAAAUCUCAUUAUGUACCAGAGAAAGAUAACGGAGGCGCGGAUGCUUGGUCGUUUACGGAAAAACAAUUAUUGCCAAACGAGUACGGCAUAUUUCCGUAA